Cuscuta campestris is the source of this 789-nucleotide messenger RNA. The record is from the annotation of a GenBank genome assembly. Lineage: Eukaryota; Viridiplantae; Streptophyta; Magnoliopsida; Solanales; Convolvulaceae.
GAGAUAGAACUUGACCCGAAUGGAGGGUAGUCGGCGUCACGCACAGCCGGGUAUCGCUGCCCAAGCAAGCCCGUCACUGCCCAAGCCCGCCCGGAUCUGUCAUCGUUGCUGCUUGAUCUGAUCAUCACUGUCCAUGGUCAAAAUUAACUGCCCGAACCUCACCUUCAUGGCCCGGAGGUCGCCGGAGUUGCUGGGUGACCACGGUUGUCAGUUCGGCGGAGAGUUACCGGCUCUCCGCCGCCACUGGAUGCUGGCUGUUACUCUGCCCGAGCUGCUGGACUUCGCCGGAACAGUGGUCGCUGGACAGGGGGUUGCCGGCAAAAUCGUUGCUUGUCCACUGUGGUCAGUCACCGGCGUCGCUGCCGGAACUCGCCGUUGGAUUGAGAGCUGUCGCGUUGCUGAUUUGCCAGAGAAGAAUUCGCUGGAGUUGAUGCUCGGAUUUGGCCAGACGUCGUCGGAGCUCGCUGGUUCGAGGUUCCCAGAAUGCUCCCCGUCGUCGCCUCUGUAGAUCGUCGCCGGUUGGACUCUUCUGCCUUGCCAUCGUAACCCAUGUCUGCGAAUCGAAGAAGAAAGUGGAGCGAGGAUGACGACGGCGAUUUCGAUCGAAGCAGGCGAAAGAUCCUAUAUAUACCCUAGGGUUUUUGUUCUGUAAUUUAAAAUAACGUGUAUAGGUAAAACAUACUUUUCAAUUCAACUUGCUCCAAAUUGAGAUCUGUUCACGUUGUUAGAUUCAAUUCGUCGAUCCUUACCCCAAGUGUAUAACUUUCAUAAUCAAUCAAUAAGCAUUUA